Molecule: messenger RNA, 1422 nt
Organism: Monosiga brevicollis MX1
Lineage: Eukaryota; Choanoflagellata; Craspedida; Salpingoecidae
Exons: 8
Coding region: 1-1422 (473 amino acids)
Source: RefSeq, a predicted model, not a curated record
AUGCAUAGACUAGCGACCUGGUCCACUCUUGCGGUCCUCCUGCUUGUUGGUGCAGGGGUGGGAGCCGAGGAAGAGCAAGUGAUAGAAGACGAGCCUCUAGUGGCAACCUCGGCACAUCAGCUCCUCUCGCAGAUGGAGAAUUUUGUGCGAAUGCGGGGGCGCAAUGUCACGUGGCGGAGUACCGAGCUGGUUGAGUUGCCCGACUACUUGAAGCUGCUGCUGCCUUCGGCUUCCAUCGACUGUGGCGCUCCAUGUCGAGCCAAGGAGAUGGACAACCUCAUCCAUCCGGUCUCGGCCGUGGUCAUGCGCAACAGCAACAACCAGCUUGGCAUGAUGUUCUUCGUGGAGGCCCACAAGCUGGUUUUAAACGGCAAGCACCCCGUUCGCGUCGAACUCCUGGGAUGCGGCGUCGGCCCCGCAGAGACGGCGACGGAGAACCGGCUGUGGACCAAGGCCAUGUCCACUCGCUUUGAAACCCUGCGCAAUCACCGCUGGUACGAGGUGACGGCGCGAACGCGGCCGUUGUCCUCGGCGUUCGCCAAAGUCUGGUGUCCAUUGCCGCAGCUGGCUGCCUCAGGACUUGAGGCCGUGCGUCCCGCGAACAACGAGCUCUAUUCAAACAUUGUUUGGGACACUGCUACAGGCCGCUGGCAAACUUUGCGCAACACGCCUCCUUUGGCCCGGAGCUCGGCCGUGGCUCCCAUGAACAAGCCCUGGCUACGAGUGCGGGCGGGGCCGUGCGAGGCGACGUGUCAAUUAUCCACCUUUGAGCCGCUCGUGUUGCCCCGCAAGACCAAGUUGGCAGAGCACGGCGUGGUGGUCGGCAUCAUGCACCACGUGACGCCGAUUCUUGAGCAGUUUAUGCGCUAUUAUCGCGAUCACUUUGAUGUAACCCACUUCACGUUCUAUACAAACGAGAGCUGGGUGAAUGCUUCCGAAAACGGGCUACACCCGCCGCCCGGUGUCUCAGCUACCGUCAUUCAGUGGCCCUCGCCAUUGCAAACUUACAAAUUUGGCAAGUCUUUGGCUUUGGCGGACUUUACGGACCGCGCACGAUAUGCCUACGAGUGGGUGUACUCGAUUGAUGUGGAUGAGUUUUUGAUUUACAACCCGCCAACCCCAGGCCUACGCUUUCCGGACUUGCUACGCCAGAAGCGGCAAGAGGACCCAGCGAUAGCCUGUUAUACUUUGCUGCGCCACAAUGUGAAGCGGGAUUGCAGCCUACCCCAGGUGCGCUACGCCAGGGGCCACAACGUCACGCUUCAGGACAUGAUUAGCGAUAAGGAUCGUAACUACGUCUCUCCCAAGGCCGUUUAUCAUCUACCAGCCACACAGCAGGUCCGCGUUCCUCCACAGGGCCCAUGUUGUACACGCGUUUUCUGCAAGCAGCUCAACGACUAUGCAACGCCGAUUCCCAUGUAG